AUGCAGUUGGCACCAGGAAUGAUUCAACAGGUUCAGUCGCCUUGCUCCAAUUGUAAAGGUGCCGGUGAGAUAAUCCCAGCCAAAGAUCGCUGCAAAGGCUGCCAGGGGCAGAAGAAGCGAAAAGUCGAAGAAAUCCUGGAAGUUCACGUAGAAAAGGGAAUGAAAGACGGUGAUAAAAUCAUGUUCGAAGGAAGAGGAGAUGAGGAUCAUGACGUGCCUCCUGGUGACAUCGUUAUUAUUCUCGACGAAAAAGAUCAUAACACUUUCUUCAGAAAGGGUGAUAAUUUGGUUAUGAACCUUGAAAUCGAGCUUGUCGAAGCGAUGUGCGGAUUCUCUCGUGUGAUCAAAACCUUAGAUGAUAGAACUCUCUUUUUCAACGUCUUACCAGGCGAGGUUAUUAAACAUGCAGAUAUGAAAGUUAUCUAUGGAGAGGGAAUGCCACAUCGAAGGAAUCCUCAGGAAAAGGUCUGGUUUGAGCUCUUCGUUUCAUAG
This is a messenger RNA of Ostertagia ostertagi, 492 nucleotides long. NCBI's taxonomy places the organism in Eukaryota, Metazoa, Nematoda, Chromadorea, Rhabditida, Trichostrongylidae. The record is from the annotation of a GenBank genome assembly.